CCUGUCAUUUCAAUCCUGAGUAGCUCUUGGAUCCUUCUCCGGAGGUGUCGCUUUUUUAUUUUUUCAUUUUUUUCGGGGCUCUGCUCUGCGCUGUUCUCUUCUCUCCUGCUGUGCCGCACGCGCUGUACACUUUGUAGCACGGCACUGUACCGAAGCCCAACUGUAGCGCCCCCCAGCACAGCGUCACUCACUCACUCACUCACUAGCUGUGCCACCGCCCUCCAAACACGCGCCCAUCAUCAUCACCGCCUAUUGUCCUCCAAAGGCGACUUUUCGCCUCUCGCUGUCCGCUUUGCGUUCCUUGCAUCAUCCGCAUUUCUACACUGUUUGCGUUUGCCGCUCCCUCGCAUCGGAUGCCAUCUAAGCAGCACUAGCACCAGCAAUAACAAUCAUCAACGGAUUUCUUCAGCGCACGAAAGAAACAAUCAUCACAACGAUAGCUAAUAUCCACUAUAAACAAGAGUAUACAGUACUGUACACUGGCCCGCCCAAACAAACGCACACAGCAUCGUACAAAGUAGCUGUCGCUCCUCGGUUCUACUGGCUGCACCCCUGCCCCCUGGCCUAACCCAGCGCACACGCCUUGUUCCUAAUGCCCCUCAGUGGCUUAUCUUGGGGGAAUACAACACGAUCAUAUACCACUUUUUCCUCGCUACCGAGUUUUUCUCUUUUACGCUGAUCUUCCCUCCCCCAAAGUUGGCUGUCUCUGGCUUCGCCUCUCUUGCGCCUUUGCUCUGUAUCCCGGCGACAACUCUCUCAGGGGACGGAGAGACUCGAGAAAACAGCCACCUCACAACUCCUCACCCACCCGCUGCACACCCCCGGAAUUCCGCGGCUGCUGUUACUGUUGCGCCAGUCUCUUGGCUGUGGUGUUUGCUUGCUUGUCUGCUUGCCUCUGGCCGCACGCACACCCCCGACGCUCGAGUAACCAUCCGCCUGUAGCUUGCCUGUCCAACCAGGUCGCUGACUCUUUGUGCUCACCACAACCGCCCAAUAGCCUUGUGCUGUUUCGGGUUUUCGAUCUGUUUCUACCUGUUGCUGCCCCUGCUGCUGCGCUUCCUCACUUGCCCUGAGCAGCCGAUGGCUCCGUGCCGCCCUCGCUCCUUGCUCGACAACUGACCGACUCGUCUCCCGACUCCCCGGUCUGUGUGCCCUCGUAUAUCUCGACGGCCACACCAAACAUGGACGGCCCUUCAGAUAGCAAACGCCCGCGCAUUGCGACAUGGUCGGCUUCAGCAUCUCAGACUUCUGCCUUGCCUCACCCGCAUGCUAAUGCCCAGCUUCCUCCUCCCCAGUCUCAUCACCAUCAACACGCUGCCAGCCCAUAUCCUCUGCACUCGCAUCGACCCGGCGAACUUGGCAGCGCGCCGCCGCCCGCUCCUCCUGGGCCGCACGGCCAUGGUUUGCAACAUCCCGAAGUUGAUCGAAGACGUCACGAACAGGACCUAGCUCCUAUGCAGGAUCAUUAUAGACAACAGCCAUCAUCGCAACCGCCGCCACACUCGCCGGCGCAAGUCUCCUACGCCGGUUAUCCUGCUCGCGACGCCGCCAUCAAACGCGAGGCUGUAGACAACCAGCGCCGACAGAGCUCCAACCACUUGCCUGAUAGUCCAGCUCAUCACCAUCAUCCACCUCCUCAGCACGUAAGUGCUAGCUAUCCGGAAUCUCAGCGGCACAUGCCGUAUGACAACAGCCCGGGCGGAUAUCGUCCUUCAUAUCCGCCUCCGACACCUCCAGUCUCACACCCGCAGUCCUUUGAACCCCCCGCCGUCUAUGGCCAGCCGCCUGCCGAGUCGUUUUAUAGUAUAUAUUCGUCCGCGACGCCGUCCAAGAAGAAGAACACGAGGGCAUCACAGGCCUGCGAUCAAUGCCGCCAACUCAAAGCGAAAUGUGACGAGACAAAGCCUUGCAAGACCUGUAGAGACAAGGGUACCGAAUGCCGGUAUAGGGACCCAGUGCCCAAAGCCACCGACAAGGCGCAGUCCGAUAUCCUCGACGGCAUUACAAUGAUGCAGAACACUCUGAACACGCUAACGGAACACUUCCAGCGUAUGGAUCAACGCCUAACCAAGAUUGAAGGCACCAUACCCGCUGUACCGGGCCCAAUCAUCAAAUCCACGCCCGGCUCUGAGAGCAACUCCGUAUCGCAAGAAGCCUCUCUUCCGUCCACAUAUCAAGAAGCCCAUCGCGAUCAGCCCAUGUCUGGCUCGGUCCCGCCACCCAGCAACAACAUACAAAUGAUGGAUGAUGAUGAAAUGGAGACUGAGCCUGGGCCGCCCGUGGCACCUGGAGAGCCAGCCAUUCCCAUGAAUCAUACCACCCUAGCAGGCCUCUUGCUUGACUGGCCUCCUAUUAGGGCUCUUACACAGUCUCAUUUGGAGAGACAGGGUGUGAAAUACGCUGCCGAAUUUCCUAUUGCUCAAGAGCAAAACAGAGGACUAUUAAUCCCGUAUGGUCGUGGAGAGGAUUCAACAUGGACUCGUCGUCAGGCCGAAAUGGUCGACCACGGAACGAUUGAUUCGUCGUCAGGCGAGUCGCCCGAAGUGUCCUCUCCUUCGCCAAAGACAGACUGGGGAAACCUUGGCUCGCUGAAUCCGGUUGAUCAUGUUGAGUAUCGCGGCGGAACGUUUACAUCGCAGGGAAAUCCAGAUUUCUCUGAGGAAAAGAUUUGGCUUUACGUCCAGAGUUUCAAGGACAACAUCCUCAACAUGCACCCCAUCAUGCAGCCGGACUUGCUGGAUGCAUAUGUGCAAAGCUUUGUUGACUCUACUCCAGUUUCAAACUCCCCAGUCACGCAGCCACAGGCCACCCCAGCCUUCGCUGUUGGAGCUACUGAAACUGUAGGAUCGAAGCGCAAACGAUCUCCCGAUGGGGAUGACACAGAACCAGCACCUGCACCUCGAAGUGGCCGCCCUAACCGAAACAUCCAAUCAGCCAUGGUUCUAGCUGUUCUUGCGCUAGGCAAAAUUUGCUUGUUCCGCGAUCAUGUCCCAGAUGCGCUCUACCAGGUUGACCCAACAGCCCAUGGCAGCCCAAUGAUGCGCAACGGGGUUCCUGGCUCACCAAGCCAAACCUCGUCUCCUGGGUUUUUAUCUCGCUCACUGUCUUCCGGUCUACCGUCCCCUCACAAUGCAGACCCCAACGCCCAGAACCGCAGGUCUUCGUUCCAUACAUCUGGUGCCGUAAAGGGCGGUUACAACCUCAAAAAGAACUGCGACGUUAUCCCUGGCCUUGAGUACUACGCUCUUGCAUCUGAUAUUCUUGGAAACCAUGCUGGUUCGUAUAACAGGCUUACCAUCGUCUACGCCAAUAUCUUUGCCGGCCUCUUCCAAGGCCAGCUAGGUCGCCCACUCGAAAGUUUCGCAUAUAUCCAUCAAGCUAGUCAUAAGCUUCAGGUUCUCUUACGACCACAUCUUGACCGUCUUCGAGGCUUCAAGCGCAACAACGUUCUUAUCCCAGACACGAGAAAUAACCAGUAUGCAUUGGCGUUUUGGACUUGCUUGCAACUCGAAAGCGAUCUCAUCGCAGAACUUCCUCUGCCUCCCUCUGGUCUCUUGUCGUAUGAAGAUGACAUGCCGCACCCCAACAUGAGCUUGCUCCGCGGCUACCCACAGCGUGUUCUCGAUAGCUACCCCGGCCAGCUUUACCUGCGCACCCACCUAAACAGCAUUCAUCGCAUGUUUUACUCCCCGGAGGACCCAAGCAAGAAGUCAAGUGGCGAGAACAAAUUCAAGAAUGUCGAUCUCGUAUCAAGCGCCGUCUCAGGUAUGGACUGGGUGGCGCCGAGCUUCGCUUUCAAAGAAGAUGACCCCCCUGCCGAUGACAUUCUUGCUGCGCGACUCCGUGCCAAGUACUGGGGUGCUCAGGUGAUCACAUACAGACCCUUUGUGAGGCAAAUCUUGCAAUUUUCGCACAACUGCAAGCAUCCUUCGAGCUCCAACGUUCCAGCAGUUACAGAAUUCCGCGAUGACGUCGAGAUUCCCCGUCUCAAUCCCGAGGCUAAGACGAGCAGCGAUAUUGACGACAGCCUGCUUGAACUGGCUAAGAAGGGCAUCAAAGCUCUUAUUGAGAGCACGAGGCCCCUGCAUGGCUUGGGCGAGCAGCGUCCCAUUAUUACUAACGUCUUCGGUACCGCCCAUGCACAAUGGGGCAACAUGCUCGUUUUAUCAGCAGCCUAUAGAGACCCAAUUCUUCGACCCUUUAUUGACGAGGGCUUGCUCCGGGUGCUCUUUGAGAAGACAAUCGCAUUCCUGCGCCAAUCCGCGCCUCUCACGAGCUCCCUUCGCAUCGAUAUGAACAUCCUUGACGGCGUCUAUAAAGACAUCUUCCACGGUUCGGAAACCCGCCCGGGGUCACAACUGUCCGGCAAGAAUGCUGCUAUUGCUGCGAACCAGGUUCAAAAGCAGGCCAUGGUCCCCCCAAAUGCGUUCCCCGCCCAGACGGACUCUGCAGCGCGCCACGGCGUAAAUGGCAAUGGCGUGUAAGCUGCUAGUUGCGGAAGCAAGGAGCUACGUCAGGAUUUUUAUGGCCUUCCUGAUAGGGUGGCUUAUUCACGAAACCCAAUUUGACUGCUGGCAGUCACUAUUCAACGUUGAUCUAUUGACUGCUUAUCACAAGCGGUUCGAUACAUGCAACACUAUACGUCCCCCCACGACAGUAUAGUAGGUCGAUGCCCACUACCUACUUGGACUUGACUUCACGUUUACUUCACCACUUGAUGUUUCAUUGUAUUCGUUUUUAUACCUACCGUUUUUUAUCUACACAGCACUACAUCUCUUAUCGGUCACCCGCUGUCGAUUUCUUUUUCUUUCUUUUUUGGAUAUUUUUCCUGCUUAUUCCCUCAGUACGAUAUCUAGUUAUUUUGAUUGUUGCGAUUUACCAGCCAUGUACACUGUGGAGGAGAUACCACCUGGAAUACUCUUUUUUUAUUACUCUUUUAAGUCUGAUAUACAUAUGGGCGCCAGCUGAGUGAUUUUUUGAGGAAAGUGGAAAAGAGGACUACGGGAAGAUCAGAGGAAAUAAUGGAAUAUCGGAAAUGCAGAAUGGAAGAGAUUAUGUUUGUAAGAAAUUGUUUCGAGAAGAAGUUCGAAAAAUGAACAGCCCUACCUUGAUUAUUACUCCACAAGUAUCAAGUGAGACAGCGUGUAAAAUAAAAUCGUGUGAUAUAAGAGUGUAUACUAUGUUCCAACCCAGAUAUACAAAUGUCAAGUUGCUACAGCUAUGUAGAGCUAGCAACUAGAACCAACCAACCAUUGUCUACACUUAUUUUUGUUUCGCAGAACCACAAACGCCGUACCCAAGAUGCAGACAAAAUGCUACAAAAGAAAACAACCUCUUAGAAUCGUGACCCGUCUCUUGCUGUGUUAGAGAGUGAAGCCCGCUCUAUGUUUCUCCGUAAGACAAGCUCUCAAGCAUAGAGCCCGUGAGCAAGGCGACUUGGGCUCGCUCCGUCUCCUGCUCAACUCUGCGACGUAGCAUGCGGAAUCCGCGCUCCAGAUCCUCAUUAGCAUCGGCAUACUCAGAGUACAGCUCAGUUACGUGCAGACACGCUUCCACACAGACGCUAACGUAAUGAGGGUCGCAGACGUGGAUGCCGAGCCACUGGAUAAUAGGCAGCAGGGUGAAUUCGUUGCGGUCGACAAGGGCAUCGCGCAUCGCACCGCGGUGGCGGAGGGCGAGAAGCAGCGUCAGCGCGCUCAUGGGCGAGUAGUCUGGCUUAGUGCGGUCGACGACGUAGUCGAGGGCUUCGGCGUAGCGGCCGUGGCGAAGGUCGGCUUGCCAAACACGCUCCUUCUUCUUGCCGGUGCGGUCAUUGGCAAUGGUGACGUCGGCGCCCUCGCCGGCGAGGUCAAGUCGGGACGAAGCCUCAAUGCGGCGCUUGCGCUUGUUCUUCUUGGCGUCGUGUUCCUGAAUUCGGCCUGCGACGAGAGCUUCCAUUUCCUUCUCGCGCUGCUUCUCGCGGUUCGCUUCGUGGCCAGUCAAGCGAGUACGGACGCUAAGCAUACCAGACUGCAUGCCGACGGCAAGGUGGCGGUCGACAGCAUCGUUCUCAUCACCUGUAGCGAUGACCUUUGCGGAGAGGAUGGGCGAGGGGUACUUGAUUGUGUUGACGGCGUUCCAGCCGGUGGUCUCAAACACCUUGACGUGGCCGUCAAGACCUCCCGAUACGAGACGCUGGCCAUUAGACGCCAGGCUCAGCGACGUAACAGUCUUUUGGUGGUUUGUAAUAAUAGUCAGCGGCUUUGCUGCAAUAAGGUCCAAGAUGGUGAUGUUCUCGCCCGAGGCAGCCGCAAUAGUUGUGGCCGUCGAGAGCGGCAGGACAGCCUCAAUGGGAGCAGCGUGCUUAAAGGUCAUGAUUGGCGCCGAGUGGCCAAUGCGGGGGUCCCAGAUCUUCACGGUCGAGUCGUAACUUCCCGAGACAAUCAUGUUCGACAUGGUUCCGGACAGAUAACUAGCAGAGCGGACGUAAUCCUGGUGGCCCGUAAAGGUUGUCAACGGGUCGUUGUUGGUCAGGUCCCAGAGUCGCACGGUUCGGUCGUCGCUGGCACUAAGGAGAUGCGUCUGAUUGCUAGGGGAGAACUUGGUGACCCAAACAGGCUGCUUAUGGGUGAGCCAGGUGCGCAGGAUCGAUCUGGUGUUUGCCUGGAAGACUUGCAUGCGGCCCGAGUCGUCACCAGCCACGAGGGCGUUGCCAUCCUGACGGAUCUCACCGGAGCGUGCGACGUCGCUGAACCGCGUGAUAGUCUUGAGGAGUUUUCUUGUUUUCGUGGAGAAGAUUUGCACUCGUGUGCCGGUGGUGACGGCAAAGGAAUCGUUGUUGGAAGAGAUGUGCGUGACGGGAUAGGUAGUUGGCGAUGGGAUGACGAGCUGGUUCUUGAAGGUGCGCCAGUAGCGCUGCUCAGCGGUAAUUGGCGCAGGGCCAGAGGCCAGCUUGACCUGCUGCAGAGGUCCUACUUGGGCCGCCAUGUUGCUGUUGUGAUACUCGGUAGGAGGUGUGUGGGAGUCG
Molecule: messenger RNA, 7006 nt
Organism: [Torrubiella] hemipterigena
Lineage: Eukaryota; Fungi; Ascomycota; Sordariomycetes; Hypocreales; Clavicipitaceae
Source: the annotation of a GenBank genome assembly